CUGCAGUAGUUAGAGUAGAUAAAAAGGGCAGUGUCCAGCUUGCAAGCAAUUCAGAGGGCUCGUACAUUCUUCUGUCUGCCACAAGACUGCUGCUCUUUUUCUUGUAGAAGCACUCCACGAUGUCAACCAAGAUGCCAUUCGCACCUUCCUUACCCUCCAAUGUCAGCUACAGCCGGGUCAGCACUGCUGGCAGUUAUCAUUCCCCUGGCUUCUCCAGUAUGUCCAUGGGAGCUGCACCUGUCUCGCGUACCAGAUAUAACGUAGUGGGCUCAGCUCGUGGCGGUGGGUUGGGUGCUGGUGGAGCCACUUCUGGUUAUGGCUUCAGCACUAGCGGAGGGCUUGGUAUGGGAGGUAUUGCCGCCGGGAUGGGUUCCUUUGGAGCUAGCGGCGCAGGAGGCUACGGAAGCUCAGUAGCGUAUCUACCCAUCACUAAUGUGACCGUGAACAAACAACUUUUGGCUCCCCUCGACUUGGCAGUAGACCCUACUUUUGGAGUUGUCCGACGAGAAGAGAAGGAACAAAUCAAAACACUGAACAACAAAUUUGCCGGUUUUAUUGAGAAGGUCCGUCUGCUAGAGCAGCAGAAUAAGAUGCUGACAGUGAAAUGGGAAUUGUUACAGAAUCAGCAGCACGGUGGUGCUCCUGGUGGAAUGAACCUCAACAGCAUGUAUGAGGCCUACAUCUCCAACCUGAGACGACAGCUGGAUGGUCAUGGCAAUGACAAAAGCAGACUCGAAUCAGAGCUCAAAAACAUGCAGGGCCAAGUGGAGGAUUUCAAAAACAGAUAUGAAGAUGAAAUCAACAGGCGCACUACCCUGGAGAAUGAAUUUGUUGUCUUAAAGAAGGAUGUGGAUGCUGCAUACUUGGCCAAGGUAGAACUUGAAGCAAAAAGGGACGCCCUUCAAGACGAGCUCAACUUCUUGAGGACUCUGUAUGAAGCGGAACUUCAGCAAUUCCACACACAAGUACAGGACGUCACAGCCAUUGUGCAAAUGGACAACAACCGUCAGCUUGAUCUGGACAACCUCAUUUCCGAGGUCAAACUGCAGUAUGAGGAGAUGGCCAACAAGAGCAGAGCUGAAGCUGAGGCAUUUUACCAGCAAAAGUAUGAAGAAUUGGCAAGCUCUGCAGGACAGUAUGGAGAGGACCUUCGUGUCACAAAGACAGAGAUUGCAGAAAUGACGAGAAUGAUUUCAAGACUAACUAAUGAAAUUGAAAGCCUAAAGAACCAGCGAGCAUCGCUGGAGGCUGCCAUCACAGAAGCUGAAGAACGAGGUGAGCUCUCUCUUAAAGAUGCCCGCGAUAAGAAGGCAGAGUUAGAAGCUGCCCUACAGCGGGCCAAGCAGGACAUGGCCCGACUUGUACAUGAUUACCAGGAGCUCAUGAAUGCCAAACUGGGUCUGGACAUUGAGAUAGCCUGCUAUAGGAAGCUUCUGGAGGGAGAGGAGAUCAGGCUGAGUGGACAAGGCAGUGGACAGGCCACAGUCUUGGUGCAGUCAAUGACUAGUGGUACCAGUAGUGCAGCUGCUGCAGGCGGAGGCUUCGGAGGAAGCAAUGUAGCUUUUGGACUUGCAAGUGGUGCCGGCCGACAGGGUUUCAGUGGAGGAAAUUCCAGCUUUGGUUUUGGAGGUUCAGUCCAUGGAAGUUCAGCCAUCACAAAAGUUUCAUCUGUAAGAACAGAAACAGCCAGAAUGAUUAGAUGAACCCAGUCUUUGGGAAGACCCAGUCACGUUUGUGGUUUGCCAAUAUUGUACUGCCUACUGACUGUAAACAAGCCAUCAGUAUGGUGAUGAUAACUGUCAUUAACAGAGAUUAUUAACUUCUUUAUGUGCUCUUUUUUGUUAUCCGAGAGCAUUUGUUAGAUGCUGCAAUACUUAGAAAAAAAAUCACAUCAAUGAAGCAUCACAAUUAGGAACUGAAACCAAUUACAUGAGAAUAGUUUUGCUGGACAGCAUUUAAGGUAUUUCAGGCAGCCUUUUACAAACUGAAAAUAACAGGUCAGUUAUUUACUGCAUUGUACACCAUCUCUGAAUGGCCUUUACUGUUAGUAAGCAGUCUUUGCUGUAAUAUGGCUGUUCUUUGCUUCAUAAACACCUCCCUUUAUUCAAACUAUUCCAUAUUAUUUUUGUAAAGCUGAUCUUAUAUUAUGAGCUUUUGCAAAAUACUAACUGAACGUAUUCCUUCUGCAAUAUGUGAACAACUUUUGAAUCGAUACGGAAUAAAUCUAGAUUUGUAUGCUGUUUAAAUUGAAUCAUGUAUCACUAGUAGAUUUUUCUGUCUUAUGUUUUUUUUUUUUACCAGAACAAUAAAUAAAGUAACUUUUGACCAAGUCAAAAUGAUAAAGAGUUA
This is a messenger RNA of Protopterus annectens (West African lungfish), 2349 nucleotides long. RefSeq names its product keratin, type II cytoskeletal cochleal-like. NCBI's taxonomy places the organism in Eukaryota, Metazoa, Chordata, Ceratodontiformes, Protopteridae. Gene Ontology annotation, molecular function: structural constituent of skin epidermis. Gene Ontology annotation, biological process: keratinization; intermediate filament organization. The record is from RefSeq and is a predicted model, not a curated record. Gene Ontology annotation, cellular component: keratin filament. The transcript is spliced from 8 exons. Bases 120 to 1703 code for a protein of 527 amino acids.